AAAGCUUAUCAUGAAUCAAGCAGAGAAAGGUUUAAAAUCUAUACUAAACUUCAUGGCAGAAAACGAAAACAUAUUCCAAGAUGACCUUACAAGAAACCUGUUCAUAGAUCUUUGUACCAAUACUGCUCUAUAUGAGUCUAAGGCCAUCAACAUAACCUUGAAGAAGUAUCCUGACGUCAUCGAUACCUUCUCAAAGUACAAAGCAUUGACUUUGAAUAACAAUUCAGUGUACACUCCAAGUGCUAAGAAAGUGCACAGUAACGAUUUUGACUAUAAGGUAUUAUGUUAUAUCGGCUGCAUAAUUGUGUGGGCAGACUUCUCCCAUAACUUAGGUAUUCUCCAAAAAGAGACUCUCAAGAGUCGAUUCGGAGGCUAUCAUUUAUGGGAUCAACUAUUCAAAGAAAGUACAAUCAACAUGAAGAGAUGGAAACAUAUCAUUGAGUUUAGAGAGACCUUUCCGUUCCAACCCAAUCAGUUCAUAGUCAUUCUUAGGCUUUUGCAUAUAGGUAUAUAGAUUGUAUGUAUAUAAUGAUCUCAAAUCUCACU
Messenger RNA from Yamadazyma tenuis ATCC 10573, 546 nucleotides. RefSeq lists its product as uncharacterized. The record is from RefSeq and is a predicted model, not a curated record. Lineage: Eukaryota; Fungi; Ascomycota; Pichiomycetes; Serinales; Debaryomycetaceae.